Molecule: messenger RNA, 3409 nt
Organism: Cataglyphis hispanica
Lineage: Eukaryota; Metazoa; Arthropoda; Insecta; Hymenoptera; Formicidae
Gene: Sms
Product: spermine synthase
Exons: 8
Coding region: 172-1272 (366 amino acids)
Biological process (GO): spermine biosynthetic process
Molecular function (GO): spermine synthase activity
Source: RefSeq, a predicted model, not a curated record
CAGUGUUCCCAGAGAUAAACAAAUUUUACCACGCGGGAAUUUCUGCGCGCAUCCGAAAACUGCGCAAUAUUCCGCUAGCACGCAUGCGCCGAUCGUCCUUUCUCUCCGGGAGCAAUACUGGUGUUCGUCCGAACAGACCAAGUGAUAAACUUUAUUGCAUAAUUAUAAACGAUGGUGGCACAUACAGUACUUCUGGACUUCACGGUGUCCAGUAGCGUAAUCGCCGAUAUGGAAAAGCGAUCGAGUUUGAAGUCGGCGAUCGGGAACGUACUGGCGGAAUAUUUCAUCGGUCUCAAGCCAUUGACAGAAUCUAAUAUCGAUGGCAGUUUGCUCGUUUUGUAUACUGGACCUAGAGGCAGUUUAAUCACUGUCAGAGGAUAUACGGAAGGUCUGAUUACGUUAAACAUCGAAUAUUACAAGCAGGACGACCAGGAAGCACUGUUAACCUUCGAGUUUGCCAAAGAAUUGGAAGCGGCAUUGCAGACAGCAGCAACCGCUACACGGUCGCACACGCUUACCCCAAUUAAACGCGGUGGACCUUUUGAGAGAUACUUUCCUACCGCUGACGAACGACUGCUGGAAUACGACAUCGAUAAGCUUGUGUUCGAGGCUAGAUCACCAUAUCAGAAGGUACAAAUUGUGCACUCCAAGUCGCUGGGCAAUCUGCUAGUGCUCGACGAGCUACAAAAUAUGUCCGAGGCAGAUCUUAUAUAUACAGAAACACUGAUGCAGCGUGGCAAAGAAAACUACGCUGGCAAGGAAAUAGUUAUACUUGGUGGUGGCGAUGGCGGCCUAUUAUGGGAGUUGUUGAAGGAAAAGCCAAAGUUUGUCACAAUGUUAGAAAUAGAUGACGUUGUCAUGAAAGCUUGUAGUCAGCAUAUGCGAAGCAUAUGUGGCGAUUGCCUAGACAAAAGAAAGGGCGAUAAUUAUGAAAUUAUUGUUGGAGAUUGCGUGAAAGCAUUGGCGCAUAUGAUUGAGGAAGGACGACAGUUUGAUUAUGUCUUUGGCGAUUUGACGGAUAUUCCUAUUAGCACAACACCACAUGGUGAUGCCUGGGACUUUAUUAGACUAAUCUUGAAUUCCUCAAUGAAAGUAUUGAAAUCUUCUGGAAAAUAUAUGACACAUGGAAAUGGUGCAUCUUGUCCAGAAUCCUUGAAAAUGUAUGAAGAGGUUUUGCUACAAUUGUGCGUGCCGGUCACGUUCACAAAGGAUCGCGCCUUUGUUCCAUCCUUUUUUGAAGACUGGAUCUUCUAUCAAGUUUCACUGAAAUGAUGGAGCAAAGGAUAUUUGGGCAGAACUUGGAGGAUCAUGACAAAGUGGCCUCCUCACAAUCGAUUGUCUCUUUUAUGACACAGACUUUAUUUCUUAGUUGUAGCCUUAUUAAUUGAUGAAAUUAGUUCCUGAUUGAGAGGUAAAUCAAACUAUUAUUGAUUAAUUCAUCUUGUAACACAUUAAUUGUGCUAUUCUCUCCAUUUUCUCUUGUCAGAUCUCUGGGAGAAUUUUUUUACAUUUUUAACAUCAAUGUAAAAUGGCAGCACUGGAAAAUGAGUUCAAAACAUAAUAAAUAUGUGAUAAUAAAAAGCAAAUAUAGCAGUUUUACUAAUUUAUAACAAUUAUUCUUUUUUUAUAAACAAAUUUUUAUUUCUUUUAUAAAUACAAGUUUUUUUCUCUCUUCCAUUGCUGCCUUAAUAUUGAUAUAAGGUUUAGUUCAAAAUCGCUGGUCGAAAUAUUCAAUGGUGCUGAUAUUUUUACAAAAAUAUCUAUCGAAAGAAAUAGUACCACAAAAGAUUUAAUUUUUUUUUUUUAUUUAGUCGCUAAAAAUAAGAUCAACUUUUGUUGUUAAUCCUUUAUAUUUCAACACAUUCUUGAAUAUUUAAAAUGUAAAUGGUUUUGCAUUUUAUUGUUUUCUUUUUCAUUCUUGAUAAAAGGAUUAACAGCAGUGUCAGAUGCAUGUUAUUGCCUGCGUUUGCAAUAACUCUUGUAUUGAAACAUACAUACAUAUACAUAUAUAUAUAUAUAUAUAUAUAUAUAUAUAUAUAUAUAUAUAUAUAUAUAUAUAAUAUGCAGACAUUUAUUGCAUAUAUAAAUAUAUUCUGUAUUGUAAGGCACGAUGUAUAAAAAUGAUGAAAUUUUGUCAGGAUAAAUUAUUUUUCUAGCAAACGUUUUUUUUCUGAUUUGAAUAAUUGAUAAAAUAUAACUGAACAUAUAAAAGAAUAUAUGUAUACUCAAUUAACCCUAAACAGUAUAAAACUGUACAAUUUAAUAUGUAUGUACAUAUUAUCAAUUUAUAACACAGAAACGAAACAAGUAUUCAUAUAAAACCUAAUGAAUUUUUGAUUGCUAAAGAGAUUUAGAAUUCGAUCUAAAAUAAAUUUUCAAAAAUAGAAUAAUUUUGUUAAUUAAUUAGUGUUUUAAUAAAAAUGUGUCAUAGAUUCUUAUACAGUUUAGGGUUAAAGAAAUGUGAAAUCAACAAAAAUUAAAUUCUGCAUGGGCAUACAAGUGUGAAUUAAUUAAAAUAAUUAUGGGUAUUUCUCCAACUAUAUCCUAACUCGAUAAUUUUACAAACAAUAUUAAUUUAUCAAAAAUCUUAUUUUCUUCUCACAAUAUUAAAUCACAAUAUGAUACAAAAGAACAAAAUAUCUAUUUAACACUAAUAAGUUAAGCAACAGUAAAACAUAAAAGCAUGAAAUAAUCCUCGAUUAAUUCUGUUUCAUAUAAUAUAAUUAUGAAAGAUUUUAACUACAUCCUUAAAACUGAGCAUUUCAUUAAUUGGAUUAAUUGGUUGCUGAAUUGACAAUUAUAUGCAUACGCACAAUCUAGUUAUAUAAGCAAAAAGAAAGAGUUUAAAUUGUGAUAUGAUAGUGAAUUUAAUUAAUUAUUUCAAACAAUAUAUCAUAUUCAAACAAUAAUCAUGUGUUAUAUUCAUAAAGAGAAUAUAGCUUGAAGAAACUGUUGCAUCAAGAUUAUUCAUUUAUUCAAGAUUCAUUGACCAAUAUAUUGUUCAUCGAUAACAUAACACAGCAAACUGCUUAUAAAUUGAAGACUUAUACACGAUAAAAUAAAUACGCGAUAUAUUUUUAAUAGAAUAAAAUCUUAUAAAUACAGUCUUAUAAAUUGUUUCAUAAAUUAUAUUGAUUAAAUUAUAUUGAUAUUAUGAAUUUUAAGCAAUAUUUUUCAAAAGGGCACUAAUUUUGUUCGAUAUUUCAAGAAUGAAAAAGUGUUUGUUGCAUAAACAAGAAAUAAGUAUCUGUUGUAGAGAUACUAAAGUUUAUCGAUGUACACAAUAAAUCUUUUACUCUUUUUCAUUUUUCAAAACGUUUGUUAUAUGAACAAGAGGAACAAAGCAAUAACUAUCUGUUGCAGACGUACUAAAGUUUAUCAAUGUACACAAUAAAUCUUUUACUCUUUC